Colletotrichum orchidophilum is the source of this 159-nucleotide messenger RNA. RefSeq lists its product as uncharacterized. The coding region runs from base 1 to 159 and encodes 52 amino acids. Lineage: Eukaryota; Fungi; Ascomycota; Sordariomycetes; Glomerellales; Glomerellaceae. The transcript is spliced from 2 exons. The record is from RefSeq and is a predicted model, not a curated record.
AUGCCCCAGCCCACUACCGUCAGGACCAACGUGUGGUACUGCCACAACUGCGCCAAGGGACCGCUCAACUACACAAUUGACGCAUACUGUGCAUACUGUUACCAUCAGAGAUGCCACAGCUGCACGAUCAAGCAGAUCACAACCCGGGCUGGUCGAUGA